AUGGAUUUAAAACUCAGACUGUUCAGUUUAGUGUGCAUAGCAACAAACUUGAACCUUAUUUAUAGCUAUAGUUGUAGGUUCGAGGACAAUCAGUAUGUUGGCUACCUUUGUGAAUUAAAAUCCAAUGACAGCAGUGGCUUAGAGCAGCAUGCAGCUGGCAAAACUGAUGAUGAUGUAAAGAGAGUUGAAUUGGAGCCUUUUAGAAAUUGGGAUGACAAGUCACCGCUGAAAAAGUCAACAGUCAAUAUUUGCCAAAGAUUUAAGAAUUUACAGAGAAUUGAGGUUAAGUAUCUCAAAAUUGAGCCGAACUUCCUGAAAGGUUGCAGAAAUUUGAGAGAAAUAUUCACAAAAUCAUCGGAAAUUUCGGAACUUCCUGAAGAUUUUCUAGCCGACAACAGAAAAUUGACUUCAUUGAGGCUGAGAGACAACAAUUGGCCAACCUUGCCUGAAAAUCUAUUUGCACAUCAGCAGGAACUUGUUGACAUAACAUUGACGAACAAUCAAAUCCAAAUUUUGCCAAAAAAUAUUUUUAAACCAGCUGUAAAUGUAAAGUCCAUCUUCCUUAGUGAAAAUAGCAUUCAAGUUUUAGAUUCAGAAUUGUUUAAAAAUCUCCGAAAUUUAGAACUUUUAAGUUUAAGUCGCAACAAAAUCACGGAGCUGCCAAAAAAUAUUUUCAGUUCUUUGGAAAAUUUACAUCAAAUUUAUUUAGAAAACAAUCAAUUGACAACAAUUCAUUCAGAUUCAUUCGGAAUUAAUAGAAAUUUGAAGAUUAUUAAUCUUUCGUGGAACAAAAUUGAAGCAUUUGACGAAAAAUUGAUUGACAAUACAGCACUUGAGGUUCUUGACAUGCAUCAGGCAUCUUGUAUUAAGAAUUUGGGAAUCAAUGACAGAUUGGACAUUAAGUUGAUGAGAAUGAGGAUGAAGAAGUGUUUCGAACACUAUCAGUCACGACAGGGCUUAGUUAAGCUUCACAUCCAACCAUAAAAUCGUAUUUUAGCGUUUAAUCCGGAAAGCACAGAAAUCUGACGCAAAGCCAGUGUUACUUUAGAGUAAAGCCAGUUUUAAAGCUCCAUCCUAAAGCUAUGCCGGCUUCUUGUUGGGUUUCUGAUCGAUUAAUCGACUUGUGCUUUCGAGGUUAGGUUCAUAUGGUCAACUAUGUUAAGGUUGCGCUGUUUUGAACCCUGCGUGGGACUUGAAUUGAGUAGA
Chironomus riparius is the source of this 1206-nucleotide messenger RNA. The record is from the annotation of a GenBank genome assembly. Lineage: Eukaryota; Metazoa; Arthropoda; Insecta; Diptera; Chironomidae.